GAAUGCUCAGUCGAUCGUGUUUACGCGUUUGUACAAGUCAGAAAGUGAGCUCAGUGCGUUCAGUUCUGAAUCGGUUCGCAGUUAUGAAGUUUAUAUGUGUCCUGUGGCUAGGAGCGCUGGCAUUGACGUCAGCGGCACCAGCGCCACAAGCAACCAAAACGAUUGACUUUCUACUGGAUUUGAAUCAGGAUGUGCUACUCGAUGAUAAGGAAGUUACGGCUUCCGUGAAACCAUUGCCUGCGGCACAAGUGGCGGCUAGUACAAGAUCCCCUUCAGCAUUGGCAUCUCCCAAACAGAAGGAAGAUUUUGAAGAACAGGCGGACGUUCGUGAAACACAAGUAGAUUCGAGAGGUAAUGUUAAACAAUCAGGUGUUACAAAGGAUGUGUCUGACGAACUGGACCAGAGUAAUGAAAAUAGUCAGAAUAGUGACGAACAGCAAAAAGAACAAGAAACCGGUGAUUUCAGUGACAGCCAUUCUAAGGAAGAUACUACGAUUCGUGUGUAUGAUGAAAAUGAUUCCGAUUUUUCUAAUGAGAAAGACAAAAACGAUUCACAUCAGCAACAAGAAGAAGACCAGGACAUUCACCAAGUUAACGAUCAUGCUUCAGCAAGCUACGGGAAGGAAGACAUUUCCCAAUCAAAUGAGUCUCAACAAAGCAAAGAAUCAAUUAAUGAUUUCAAGCCUGAGCUCGGUGUCAUAAAUGACACUCAGGAUGUUCAAAUUCAACCUGAUCAAAUUUUUAAUCAUGGUACUUUGAUAAUCGAAAAAAGUACUGGACAUGAAGUAAAUCUUCAAACAACCAUUCCAUUCAGCAAAAACAAUUGGAAAGGCGACUACGGAUCGGGAUCCGGAUCGUGGCAUCCCAAAUUUGAUUUCCAGGAUCAUGAUCAAGGAAAUCAUUUUGGAAUGCCUCCACCGUGGGUUCACUGGCAUAACCAUGGCGAUGGUCACAAUCAUAACCAUGAUCAUGAUCAUCGAGGUCACGAUCACGAUGACAACGACGACCACGACCAUCAUUUUCCCGGCCCUGGAUUCCACCGAGGCGGUCCAUGGAAAUGGCAUUAAAUUAUCUGGAAAGACUGCAUGGAAAGCGGAAUCAACACGCAACAAUUAUUAGAUUAAGAUCGUAAGCUAACUAGCGGAUAGGUAUUUUUGAAGUAUGUUCAUUUGACACAUCAGCGGAAUUGUUUACCGAUGAUUGGAAUUAGUCAUCCAUUAGUGAUCUAGUAACCAGCAAACUGGUUUAAUUGAUAACCGGAAGGUGUAAUAAAAUUCUCAUGUGACCUGUUUUACUACAAUGCAAGAUUAGUCAACGCCAAUUGAAGCAGACAUGUUCACGAACGGCUCGAAUGGUCAAUAAAUUGAAGGGGUUGUAGAAUUCAUAAUUUGCCAACCAUGACAAA
Molecule: messenger RNA, 1405 nt
Organism: Malaya genurostris
Lineage: Eukaryota; Metazoa; Arthropoda; Insecta; Diptera; Culicidae
Product: sex-determining region Y protein-like
Exons: 2
Coding region: 3-1067 (354 amino acids)
Source: RefSeq, a predicted model, not a curated record